CCAACAAAAACUUUUAUUCUGUAGUUUUAUCUUAAAGAUCAAAUGAAAAAAUAUUCAUAAUAUAAGAUAAAUCAUUGCUGGAAAUGUAUAAAAUUCAACAAAACGUGAAACUAAAUUAUACUACACAUCAGGCAGUGUUCAAUUGGUGUAUUAUUUGUUAAAUAUGUUAUUGUAACUUAAGCUCUUUUAAUUCAAUCAUCUUUAAUAAUCAACUACCAGUAACUUAUUAAGAUUUUAGUGCCCAAUAGUACUAGAAAAACAAUGGAAUCUUUAAAGUUAGCUGUUUUAGUAUUAUGCUUUGUCGUAGUUUUUGCUGCAGACAAUCCGACGGUAAAUUGGAGUUCGGACCCUGAAUCAUUCCCAGGAUUUUUGUUGAAAAAAAUGUAUGGAAAGUCCGAUGAAGAAAUUCAAAAGGCUAUGACAAAAUCAUACGAAUCAAUUUUGAAAAUAAUUACUGAAUAUAGUAGUCAUGUGUUAGAUCCAGAAUCUCCUUUGGGUUUUUUCAAAGAUGAAAUGCCUUUACCUAAUACUCGAUCUGUUCUACCUCAAUCAGAUUUGGCUUUCAUUAAUAACAAUAUUCGUGGAUUAUUAACUUAUAGCAAAAACUCGAUUGUCCUUCAAUGGGCUCCUGAUCAAGUAACGACAGAAGUAGUAUGGAAAGAAGCAAACAUCAGAGGAAAAUAUAUUUUUAUAAACAGUACUUAUUUUAACCAAGGAAAAUAUCACAUUCAAAUUCAAGACAUGAAAUAUCUUUCUAACACUCCACUAUCAGAUAAUACUGCAGCUUAUCCAUUAUCUGUUCCUAAGUCUAGCAUGUCAUACAAGUCAGCCAAAGCAUUUUUUACUGGUGGUCUACCCGAUGUAAAUCAAAUUAACAAUGAUCCUCAUAUCAAGUACUUUUUGGAAGAUAUUGUUUUUCAACACGUGGCAGAUCGCGUGGCUAGAGAUAUGCAUAAUAACAUUACAUUUGCUAUACGACAAGCUGUAAAAUCUGUCAUAGUAUUUAAAACCGAUUCCAUUGUAGACGUUCCAUCUUUUAACGGUAAAUUAUCCUCUAAAGCGGGUUUUACAGUUAAUAACAUACUGAUAAAUGGUCUAUCUAACACUGAGAACAAAGUGAAAAAAGUAACCGUUAAGGCUGCGGCGAAAAGUGCAAUUGUCGAAUUCCGUAUUACAUCACACAAUUUGGACGGUAAAUUUAAUUUAAAAAUUGAAGAGAGUAAACCAUUCACAGGAGUUUCUAAUGUUACCAUUUCUCGGAUUGAUAUCAUAUUAAGUUUCAAUAUACUCAAAACUACUGAAUGCAAAACUGAUGUUGUCUUGACAAAUUUUGUAGUUAAGCCUCCAGCUGGGUCAAAAAUGACGAGUGAUGAUGAGAAGGUCGUCGCAAAUGCAUUCAGCAAUAACCUUAAAACCUUUUUUGAAACAAACUUAUGUAAGAAAAUCAGUGAAAGUAUCAAGUAUAAAUCUUAAAAAAAUGAAAUUUUGUAUUAAUCGGAAGUGAUUAGUUUAAGUUCUCUUUUCUGUCACAAAUAAAAUUAUUUAUAAUUUAUAAGAACAAAUAUUUACACUAUAAAAAAAAUUUAAGUUAGCACUUUUUUUAUUUUGUUUUUUAAGUGUUCAAUCGUGUAAAAUUCUUGUUUGUAACUUAGAAGUAUAAUGUUUUCCAUAAUUCGAAACAAUCUUGGUAAGACUGGACGAAUUAGAGGAGUUUUAUUAGUUAUUGAAUUAUGUUUAUUUUUUUAAAUUUAGAUGUCUAAAAAAAUUAUGAUUUAAAAUCAAUAGUAACUCUAUUAUGUAUCUAA
This is a messenger RNA of Daktulosphaira vitifoliae (grape phylloxera), 1805 nucleotides long. RefSeq lists its product as uncharacterized. The record is from RefSeq and is a predicted model, not a curated record. Bases 262 to 1473 code for a protein of 403 amino acids. The transcript has 5 exons. NCBI's taxonomy places the organism in Eukaryota, Metazoa, Arthropoda, Insecta, Hemiptera, Phylloxeridae.